AUGUUUUCUCUUCCACGUCAAGCGGUCACGGUCAUCGUUCCGCGAUCUCCUCCAUCGGCGGAAAGCGACCGUCUCCUCCUUCGUCCCAUCAAAGAAUCCGACCUGCCUGCAAUCUUUGCGAUUCGUUCGAGACCUGAAGUUGCUCGAUUUAAUCACCCAAAAACACCAUUCCAAUCUAUUGAUGAUGCACGAGAAUGGCUGUCAUCCAAGACCUUCAUGACGGGCCCUUCUGAGGUUAUUGGAUGUUCUUUCACUAUGGCGAUCGUUGACAAGUCGAUUUCAACCAACCAGGAACCAGUCAUUGGAUAUGUGGGCAUCAACUCGCUAGACCCUUGUCCGCAGAUUGGCUACUCGAUAUUACCUGAGCAUUGGGGAAAAGGGUUUGCGACAGAGGCCUUGCACAUGUUACUGAUGAUGUGGUGGAAACUUCCGCGACGGGAUAUCUCGAGUCUCUUCACAAACGAUGAAGAGGCAGAGAAAGUUUAUGCUAUUUGCGAAAAGCAGAAUCAUGGCAGCUGCCAGGUAUUGAAAAAAUGCGAAUUCGAGGUGGUGGAUGAAUUUCGCCAUGAGGCGGACGACCUAUACUUUUGGUCUUCGAGCAUGCCAAAAUCCUGA
Messenger RNA from Penicillium waksmanii, 615 nucleotides. RefSeq names its product GNAT family N-acetyltransferase. The record is from RefSeq and is a predicted model, not a curated record. Lineage: Eukaryota; Fungi; Ascomycota; Eurotiomycetes; Eurotiales; Aspergillaceae. The transcript has 2 exons. The coding region runs from base 1 to 615 and encodes 204 amino acids. Gene Ontology annotation, molecular function: acyltransferase activity, transferring groups other than amino-acyl groups.